UCAACCGGUAAUGAUCGUUUUGAAAUGAUAGCAUGUGGACAGUUUUAUUUGUUGUUGUUACGACAAGAUGGCACUGUUUUUGCUUUGGGUGAUAAUGAAUUUGGUCAAUUGACCGGUAAUUCAGAGUCAUCGUAUGAUACUGUCGUGAACACUGGUUUGAAUUAUAUCAAAAUAAUAGCUUGUGGCUCGUGGCAUAGUCUUGCUCUCACCAAUACGAAUCAAAUUUAUUCCUGGGGCUAUAAUAAGUAUGGACAGUUAGGUCAAGGGGAUACAAAUAACCGAAUUAAUACACCUUCACUUGUUUCAUUUCCCGAUGUUUCGAUUAAUAGUCCAAUCAAAAAUAUUGUCGGUGGUCGAUGGCAUUCUUUAUUUUUAUUGGAGGAUGGUCUGAUUUUUUGGUGUGGUUAUGGUCAAGGCACUAUUGAUGAUAAUAAUCAAGAUGUAAAAAUACCAACAAAAUUACCAAUUGAAAAUGUGCUAAGUGUAGCUUGUUAUUAUCAUCUGAAUUUUUCACUGGUUAUGGAUCAAUCCUUACAUUAUUAUGUAUGGGGUGAAGUAAGAGGAGAAACAUUGUUAUCACCCCAAAAAUUGGAUGAUAAACCGAAAUCAUUCGCUGCUGCAUCAGCAAUGGUAGCGGAAUCAUCAAUCACUUAUGGUAUAACAUCAACCAUCUAUGUGUACGAAUCGCAUAAUUGGCUAUCAUUUAUUGGAUUAUUUGAUAAUCCGGAUAAUUAUGAUGUAGAAUUUAUUAUUGGUGACAAACGAAUAUUGGCUUCAAAGUGUUAUCUGAAAAUGUCAUUAAAAUAUUUUAGUAGAAUGUUUUCAGGUGAAUGGAUGGAAAAUACUAAAGUGUUCAUCAAGGAUUAUAGUUAUGAUUCCUAUUACACAUAUCUACGUAUGUUACAUACUGGUCAUAUCCGAAUCAAACAAUCCAAUAUAGUCGAACUUAUUGAUUUGGCAAAUUGUUAUGAUGAUGAACGAUUGAUGAAACAUUGUCGAACAUUCAUACGAAGCAAUCUCAAUGAACAUACUUUAUCCAUUUAUCUUCCAUUGAUUAUCAAAUAUGAACUUAAUGAUAUGCAUGACAAACUUGUAGAGUUAACAAUCGAAAAUAUUUUACCAAAAACUGCUAACGAUCUUCGUGAAAACAAAGAAAAUAUUACCCAAUUUUUAGUAUGGUUUUCUGAGAAAAAAUCUCUUUGA
Molecule: messenger RNA, 1203 nt
Organism: Dermatophagoides pteronyssinus (European house dust mite)
Lineage: Eukaryota; Metazoa; Arthropoda; Arachnida; Sarcoptiformes; Pyroglyphidae
Product: RCC1 and BTB domain-containing protein 2-like
Molecular function (GO): protein binding
Source: RefSeq, a predicted model, not a curated record